ACAAUUAUACCCUUGCCCCUUGAGGGCGCUAGUGCUUCCUGCUGAAAGUUGCCGCUGUAGCUUUGAACUUGGGUUAGGCUACUGUAUGUAGUGUACUGAGUACUGUGAUUGUGAAAACUGAGAAUGUUGAGUGCUCCAAACAAUAUCGUGAUGGUUGGCAUUGUCUUGAAGCAAUCAAGACAUGCCUUGCUUGCCCCAAGGCUAGCAGCAUUCCAUGGGCGAGGUCUCCAUCUGUCGUCUGUGGCUCAAUCAGAUUCCGACUUCCCAAAUCUGACAGCGAGGAAGGAUGCUAUGCUUCCCCCGGACACUUUCAAAGGGAAGACAGCCUUUAUCACUGGAGGAGGAACAGGUCUUGGGAAGGGAAUGGCAACCAUGCUAUCAUCGCUAGGGGCACAGGUGGCCAUAUUAAGCAGGAAACUUGACGUUCUGGAGAAAACAGCUGAGGCAAUCACCAAACAAACUGGCAACCCAGUCUUUCCCCUAGCAGCGGACGUCCGAGACAGCGCAGCCGUCAGCUCUGCUGUAGACCAGUUUAUUGAGAGUACAGGAGGCCUGCCAAAUGUGGUCAUCAACAAUGCAGCAGGCAACUUCAUCUCACCCACUGAGCGACUGUCGGCAAAUGCCGUCAAAUCUGUGAUUGACAUUGUGCUCAAUGGCACCUUCAAUGUAACACUGGAUAUCGGCAAAAGACUGAUCAAAGCCAAGCAAGGAGCCAAUUUCUUGGCAAUCACAACCACCUACACUCACUAUGGUUCAGGGUUUGUAACACCAAGUGCAGCCGCAAAAGCUGGAGUCAAGAAUCUCACACAGUCAUUGGCUUCUGAAUGGGGCUGGUAUGGUAUGAGAUUCAAUGUUAUCGCACCGGGGCCGAUAUACACAAAGGGGGCAUUUGAUCGCUUGGACCCCUCUGGUCAAUUUGCUGAGCACAUGAGGCAAGGGAUUCCCCUGGGUCGGUUUGGGGAGGUGGAAGAGAUCGCUAAUCUAGCCACAUACAUGGUCAGCGACUACGCCAGUUGGAUGAAUGGAUCAUGCAUUGAUUUCGACGGGGGUGAGCUGCCAUUCCAUGCUGGGGAGUUUAACCGGAUGAAACAGGUAACACCAGAGCAGUGGGACAUGAUAGCAGCAAUGGGAAAGAAAGUGAAGGGGUCUUCAUAAGCUUCCAAGGUCACCCUACUGUUGAUUCCAAGCCUGAGAUACCCAAGAAAAUAUGCAGAUUAAAGCUCAACAGUUUUCUGCAAUUUACUCCUUUGUCAACUGGUAAGCCCGGUUCAUACUUCACGCAAAUG
This is a messenger RNA of Patiria miniata (bat star), 1286 nucleotides long. RefSeq names its product 2,4-dienoyl-CoA reductase, mitochondrial-like. The coding region runs from base 124 to 1155 and encodes 343 amino acids. Gene Ontology annotation, biological process: fatty acid beta-oxidation. The transcript is spliced from 7 exons. Gene Ontology annotation, molecular function: 2,4-dienoyl-CoA reductase (NADPH) activity. The record is from RefSeq and is a predicted model, not a curated record. Gene Ontology annotation, cellular component: mitochondrion. NCBI's taxonomy places the organism in Eukaryota, Metazoa, Echinodermata, Asteroidea, Valvatida, Asterinidae.